AUGGCACAGGCUGUCCAAGUCAGUCUGACAGUCCCCAGUGAUUUCCCCAGUCUCUGUGCGUUUGAUCGGUAUUUCCGUAGCCGCUCGCUGUCCAACAACAGAAGAAAUGUUUGGUUUGCCGAGUUUUGGGAGGAAAACUUCAACUGUAAGCUGGGGAUGCACGGUAAACGGCCUGGCAGCCUGAAGAAAUGCACAGGUUUAGAAAAAGUUGGUCGUGAUUCCAGUUACGAACAAGAGGGCAAGGUUCAGUUUGUGAUGGAUGCGGUGUACGCCAUGGCCCAUGCCCUGCACCGCAUGCACCGGGAGCUCUGCUAUGGAUACCCUGGCCUCUGCCCGCGCAUGGCCAACAUCGACGGCAAAGAGCUGCUCAGCCACAUUCGUGCUGUCAACUUCAAUGGAAGUGCCGGUACACCUGUGGUUUUCAAUGAGAAUGGAGACGCUCCAGGAAGAUACGAUAUCUUCCAGUACCAGAUCACCAACAGGUCCACUGCGGAGUACAGAGUCAUUGGAUCCUGGACCAAUAAACUGCACCUCAAAGUUGAGGCCAUGCGUUGGAAGACAGGUGACCCAUCCCUCCCACCCUCUGUGUGCAGCAUUCCGUGCCGUGCGGGCGAAAGGAAGAAAGUGGUCAAAGGUGUGCCGUGUUGCUGGCACUGUGAGCGCUGUGAGGGAUACAACUAUCAGGCAUCUGAAUUCACCUGUGAGCUGUGUCCGUACGAGAUGCGACCUGAUGUCAACCGCACCGGCUGCGUUCCCAUCCCCAUCAUCAAGCUGGAGUGGCACUCCCCCUGGGCCGUCGUCCCCGUCUUCAUCUCCAUGCUGGGGAUCAUCGCCACCUCUUUCGUCAUCGUCACUUUUGUCCGGUACAAUGACACGCCCAUCGUGCGUGCGUCGGGACGGGAGAUGAGCUACGUGCUGCUGACUGGGAUCUUCCUGUGCUACGCCAUAACGUUCCUGAUGAUCGCCACGCCGGAUGUGGGAGUGUGUUCGUUCAGGAGGAUUUUCUUGGGCUUGGGGAUGUGUUUCAGCUAUGCCGCGCUACUCACCAAGACUAACAGGAUACACCGCAUCUUUGAACAAGGGAAGAAGUCUGUAACUGCACCCAGGUUCAUCUCUCCGGCCUCCCAGCUCGUCAUCACCUUCUCACUCAUCUCUGUUCAGCUGCUUGGGGUCUUCGUCUGGUUCGCGGUGGACCCACCCCACACGGUCGUGGACUACGGCGAGCAGCGGACCCAGGAUCCCAUGGCGGCACGCGGCGUCCUCAAGUGCGACAUCUCAGACCUGUCCCUCAUUUGCUCCCUGGGUUACUCCAUCCUGCUGAUGGUGACGUGCACAGUGUAUGCCAUCAAGACGCGAGGCGUGCCCGAGACCUUCAACGAGGCCAAGCCCAUUGGAUUUACCAUGUACACCACCUGCAUCAUCUGGCUGGCGUUCAUACCCAUCUUCUUCGGCACGUCACAGUCCGCCGAGAGGAUGUAUAUCCAAACCACCACCCUGACCAUCUCUCUCAGCCUGUCGGCCUCUGUGUCUCUGGGGAUGCUCUACAUGCCCAAGGUCUACAUCAUCCUUUUCCACCCUGAGCAGAACGUACCCAAACGAAAACGCAGCUUCAAGGCAAUCGUGACAGCUGCCACCAUGUCGGGGAAACUGACCCAGAAGGGAGGAGACCGACCUAACGGAGAGGUUAAGACCGAACUAUGUGAGAGCAUGGAGACCAACAGUGACUUCAUCAACUAAGACGACAUAUGUCAGCUACAGCAAUCAUGCCAUUUGAAGGGACCACAGAAGAUUAAGGAAGGGAUUGGACAGGAGAGGGGGGCGUGUCUCGGGGCAGUGCCAAGUGAAAGAAGGAGCCGUCGUUCUUAGCCGAUUGGCUGAAGAACUGGCGGAAGGACAGAUCGCCCAAUGGAAUCCAAGCAUGAGACAUUUUGUAUUGUUCCACAUCAAACCACAGAGAGGUGGGACCACAUAAACAGCCAGUCAGUGUGCCUGCUUUCCCGCUGCUCACAGCUCAUUGGUCCUACCAUGAACUUACCUGUUUUAAAAAAAAGACACAACAUGAAAAAAGUGACGUACCAUAGGACACUGUGGUGGACAGAGUAACUAUUAAAACCUACAAAAAAAAACCAAAAAAAAAACAAACAAAAAAGAAUCAUGAAAAGAAAAAGAAAAAAGCUCUCAGAAACCAUGUAGACAUUAUAUCUAAAAGGGCAAAAGGUGGGGCCGGGAAGAGAUUUAACAGAAUACAUUUUAAAAGAUAUUUAAAAAGAGAAAUGUAAGAGAAAAUCUAUGAGACUCAAACAUGUUUGUUGUUAUUCUCUACUUGUAAGUAUUUUUGUGGUUGUGACGAUUUUUUCAUUCUUGUCUCACCGUUGUCUGAUGGAUCGCCCUUGCUUAAUGAGAUGAGUGUGUUUCCUCCUGCUGUCUUGGCUAACUGGGUUGUAGCCUUGGGUUGUGAACCUGUAAAAUGCCAUGGUUGAAGCAUGCCAGUUUUUAUACAAA
Molecule: messenger RNA, 2502 nt
Organism: Morone saxatilis (striped sea-bass)
Lineage: Eukaryota; Metazoa; Chordata; Actinopteri; Moronidae
Gene: grm8a
Product: glutamate receptor, metabotropic 8a
Exons: 10
Coding region: 1-1737 (578 amino acids)
Biological process (GO): G protein-coupled glutamate receptor signaling pathway; regulation of synaptic transmission, glutamatergic
Cellular component (GO): membrane
Molecular function (GO): group III metabotropic glutamate receptor activity
Source: RefSeq, a predicted model, not a curated record